Molecule: messenger RNA, 1545 nt
Organism: Cuscuta epithymum
Lineage: Eukaryota; Viridiplantae; Streptophyta; Magnoliopsida; Solanales; Convolvulaceae
Source: the annotation of a GenBank genome assembly
GCCCACAGCCCAUCCCAGCCUUACCCGCGAACUAGUGGAAGUCCGAAGAAGAAAAAUCCAAGAACGAAGACUGCUCUGCGACUUGCGACUUUGGGAGUUUGCGACCCUACCACGACGCGCCGCGUUCCACCGUACACGCCUCCCGUCUAGAACCCUCCGUCGUCGGCCGUCCUUCUCUGGACUCCGGCUCUGCCGCUCUGGCAUCUGCCUCCAGCUCCGAAGCUCCAACCUCCAGCCCACCCCAUUGUAACUUUCUGUAUCGGCCCCUGGCCACACUCUUCCGCCGCAACGCAGUUAGCGUUUCACCAUCGCCACCUAUGCGAAGCAAAACUAAGAUCAUUGUUCACACAUCCAACAGAGUAGGAAAUUUCAUAAAACUGGAAUGGUGUUCGGUCAGAUAGUGAUUGGUCCUCCAGGCUCCGGCAAAACCACUUACUGCAAUGGCAUGUCUCAGUUCCUACAGCUCAUUGGACGGAAAGUUGCGGUGAUUAACUUAGAUCCUGCAAAUGACAAUUUACCCUAUGAAUGCGCUAUUAAUAUUGAAGAUCUCAUUAAACUGAAUGAUGUAAUGGUUGAGCAUUCUCUUGGUCCCAAUGGAGGUCUUGUAUAUUGCAUGGACUAUCUUGAGAAGAAUAUUGACUGGUUAGAGGCCAAGUUGAAACCCCUCCUAAAAGAUCACUACUUUCUCUUUGACUUUCCGGGUCAGGUAGAGCUAUUUUUUCUACAUGAAAACGCCAAAACGGUGAUCAUGAAACUCAUCAAGAAGUUAAAUCUUAGGUUGACUGCAGUACAUUUAGUUGACUCGCAUCUUUGUAGUGAUCCUGGAAAGUAUGUGAGUGCAUUGCUGUUGUCAUUAUCAACAAUGCUACAUUUGGAAUUGCCACAUGUCAAUGUUCUUUCCAAGAUUGAUCUUAUUGAAAGCUACGGGAAGCUAGCCUAUAAUCUGGAUUUCUAUACAGAUGUACAAGAUUUGUCAUACUUGCAGUAUCAUCUCGAUAAGGAUCCACGUUCUACCAAAUACAGAAAGCUUACAAAGGAGCUCUGUGAGGUGAUAGAAAAUUUUGGGCUUGUGAAUUUCACAACAUUAGAUAUUCAGGACAAGGUGAGUGUUGGGAACCUUGUUAAACUGAUUGACAAAAGCAAUGGCUACAUCUUUUCUGGCAUCGAUGCCUCUGCUGUCGAGUUCAGCAAAAUUGCAGUUGGCCCAGUUGACUGGGAUUACUAUAGAGUUGCUGCAGUGCAAGAGAAAUACAUGAAGGAUGAUGAAGACGAUUUUGACAAGGAUGGCUGAUUCAUCUACCUACUUCCCUGUUUAAACUUUUUUGUAUUUUUAGUAAUUCGCAGUCUUAAAUCUUAAAUUAUAACCAUAGAUGAUUUGAGGUGUAGUGGCUGUUUUGCUUGGAUUAACAUGAUUCUACUUUGACACUUUUGUACCAUAGUUGUAUCAUUAUAGCAUUUCCAUCAACAAUCUUCAGAAAUCAGUUCUUAGUGUUCUUUAUUGCCACAUAAUAACCUUUUUAAUAAUUUAAAAAUAUGACUUUCAAC